Messenger RNA from Thlaspi arvense, 723 nucleotides. NCBI's taxonomy places the organism in Eukaryota, Viridiplantae, Streptophyta, Magnoliopsida, Brassicales, Brassicaceae. The record is from the annotation of a GenBank genome assembly.
AUGUGCAAGGAGAAUUCGAAAAGGUAUGUCAAAUACUUGACCAAGCUUGCUCGUUUCCAUCAUACACUUGCAGGCUUAUUGAAAGGUAAACACGAUAAAGCUGUGGUGAAAACGGCUAGAGACAUUAUAGCUAGUAUGAAGAGAGAUUGGAUGCAGGUUGAUGAGCUCAGUGAAAGAAAGAGGUUCAUAAAUUUUUCUGGUGGACUUGUUGGUGGGUCGGAUCCUCCUGCUUUCCAGCGAGCAGAGAAAGAGAGAAAAGAGAAAGCAGCUAGAGAAGAAAACGAGGGAGUAAUUGGUAGAUUAAACCACGAUGAACAACUAAACGUAAGUUUAGUUCGAGAGAGACCCAGACUAUUGACUCUGAACAAAAGAGAAAAACGAUGGCCGGAUGGUGAUGAUUGGCAUUAUACUGAAGCUUCUGAUAAAUCAGGAAACUUAUCUGACCUCGAUGAUUCUGAGAAGCAAGCAGAUAAGGAAGCGGAAGUUAUGGCUUUAAACGCGAGCAAUGCUAAUCUUCCAGAUUAUGCAAGAAAGCUUGUGGAAGCUUCUAAAGCUGCUGUGACAAAAUCAAGAAAGGAAACGCAACAAAAACGUGUUGAGGAAGCGAAGAACGCGCCUCCUCCAGCCACGGCCAUGGAAGCUGUUUGCAGAACGCUUGAGAAAAAGAGACUUAGUGAGUUAAUCAAGUACGAUGUUUUGAGGAACUCUUUGAUACAUCAGUAA